Messenger RNA from Phytophthora sojae, 621 nucleotides. RefSeq lists its product as hypothetical. The record is from RefSeq and is a predicted model, not a curated record. NCBI's taxonomy places the organism in Eukaryota, Oomycota, Peronosporomycetes, Peronosporales, Peronosporaceae. The annotation marks the transcript as partial. The transcript is spliced from 2 exons.
GUGGUCGAGGCGGUUGGACGGCGCUCAUUCCCUCCCCGUCUAGUUUAUCCUGAGGAAAAGGUGGAUGACAUGCAGUUGUCGCGGCUGUUUUCACACUAUUGCCGUCGUGUGGUGGAAUCUGUGGAGUGCAAGUGCGACCUGGUAUUUGUGAAGUAUAGGUGCGCUGUAACAGGAUCAUAUUUUUUCACUGUGAGCUCGGAUUACUUUGCACAAUGGCCCGAUAUGAUUUUUCACUUUCCAUUUGUUCUGAGCCAAAAGCUAGUGUUCUCGAACUCACUCAUGGAGAUGGUUCAUGACGAUAUUACCGCGCAGAAUGGGUUGCAACGUACCAUGGCCAAUAUGGAGCGUAGGCGCAAACAGCGCUACUACAAGCUUUUGGGUCUGUUUUCCAGUGGUAUCAAGCGAAACCACGAGCGUUGCUUCACCUAUCUGGCCCCCACUCCAAUAUCAGAGGAUCAGUAUGCAGAUCAAAACAGAGUUGUUGACAAUCACACGCUUACGACGGCAUGGCUACACGCUACAGAGCUGUACGGGUCGCUGUGUGAAAAAGUGAUGAAAGACUGUGUUGUAAAGAGGGUCAUGAGAAUGGAUCACUCUGUCAAGUUCUGCAAGCGGUUAAAG